CCAGUUCAGGAAAGACCGUUAAGCUGCAGAUGUUUGGCAGCUACACACAGAGGAAGUGCUUCGGAAAGAGGGGGUGAGAUUUGCAUGCCUGCCGAAAGCACUGGACGGGACGAGCGCUAGUGGAGGCCCGAGAGUUCCAGCAUGCCUCUCCCACCACCCCCUUCCUCACCGCCACCCCCUUACCCGGCGUCAAGAGAUUCUCUGAGCCUGAACAAGUCCUUCCUGCGAAGUCUGUUGGGAAUACUGCGCAUCGCACAGCUGGUGCUGGGUGCUGCCUGCUGGGUGACUUUGGCGGCGCACAAGUAUGAAGGAGCCACUUACUUUGCGGUCUUCGCAGCAGUCCUGGUGUGGCUGCUCACCUUGGCCCUUUUUGGGCUCAGCCUCUUGGGCCGCUGGUCUCUGGUGCCCGUGCUCGGGACCCGCUGGCUCAUGACAAACCUCCUACACGAUCUGCUGCUUGGGCUCAUUCUCUUUGCUGCCGCCGCCGGCAUCAUGGCCCAGAAGGCACACAAACUGAGGUACUGCAACAUAGCGGGCUACAGCCACUCGUGCAGCUACGGGGGCUACUUGACCGCUGCCGUCUUCGCAGCCUGCAGUGCCUUCUUGUACUUGCUCUCGGCACUCUAUUGCCUCUUACGACGUUCCCGGGGGCACCAUGACAUCAUCUGAAAGGAUGUCAGAAGACGGAUGGAUGGACAGAGCCUUCUUCAAACAGAUGGACAAGCUUCAUCCCAUUAUCCUCUCAGAUUGCUCCUUAUUCCAGACUCAUCAUUGCCUUCCUGAAGACAAAGACACAAAAUGCCCUCUUUAUCUAUCUCCCAUGUACAAAUGGAUGUAUUGCUCAUGGACAGAGUGACCUCUUCAUGAACGGACCAAUACAUGCUUCCAUGACCCAGAAACUAGAAAUGAUAUGUCCUAAAGACGAAACCCAGGAGACAGAUUGUAGGUAUUCAGCAUCUCUCUUCUUCCUUCACUUGGCAGGUGGGUUCCUGUGGGCCUGGAAAGGUUUGGCCUGCUCUGUGAUUGCAGCAUGUGUGAAUGGCGGAGGAUGGCCAGGAAGGGUGAGGUAAUUCAGUGUUCAUAACCCUUCCAGCAGUUGAUUUUACUUAGCUUGUAGUCCUUCCCCAUUUGUUUUAUGGCAUAGGCAUAAGAUCUCACAUUGAAUGAAUUAAAGCUUAGUUAUCUUGAAUAUUCACUUUUUGGGGUGCUCCAUUACUUUUAUUUUUAAAUUGUCUUAUUUGGGACUUGUGAGAGCUUAGAAAUCAUCCCCAAAAGCAUCUGUGACAUUUUUUUCUCUUUUGGCUCAAUGAUACUCUUUUCUUAAUCAGAUGUUUAUAAACUAUGGUUUCUUUUUAAACUUUUACAGAUUUUGUACACAAUCCUGAUAAUAGAUGUUUGCACACUUACAGCAUAGCAUUACUCUAAUAACCAGUUCUUAAUUUCUAAAAAUAAAGAUAGGAAGACACAUGCUUGCUGGAAACUUGUCUUUUCUCCCAGAACACCUGACUUUUAACCCCAAGUAUGGGCCAUGAGCAAUGCCUAUUAAAGUAAGGGAGAGAGAGGUAGAGAAAGUCUUUGCAUAUGCUCAGAUAUUACCUUUGUUAUUAAUAUGUUUCAGAGCUAAGUACUGACACCAAAAUUGAGCUUCUAGAGGUGAACGCAGGAUUAAGUUCUGAGCUCUAGCAAGCCUUAAAAGUAUUCCCUCUGUGACCUUUGAUCAUAAAUAUUGUCCUCAUUACUCUCUGUAUGGAUUAAUGCUUCACUUUCUUGAAAUAUCACUGGGCCACUGCCUCAGAGCAAGCCAUCCGAUAAAAUGAUUUGUCAUAGCUAGUAGGGAACAUUGGAAGCCCCUGUAAGACAUUGGUGGUGGGAUGGAGAGAGAGCAGGGGCCUUUUAUAGAAACGGGAAGGAGAGCCCCUGCUCCACAUCACCGCUUUUCUCCCAACUUUUGCCCCACCAUGUCUCUAGCACAUUGUCAGCUAGCAGGCUCUAAAUGGGAAGGAGGUGCUAGUCAAUAGCUGAAGCUAGAAUUGGAACCAGAGUAGACCCAAGAUGAGGAUUUACCCAAGUUGGGUCUUUAUUGGGCUGGAAACCAGUUCUGAUAUUGGAAUGUUUAAGGGACAGGAAUUUGGGAAUUAAGAAUUUCUGAACCCAAGUCUUCUUAAGGAGGCCUAAGAUCAAGGGCCUCAAAAAGACAUCUUACUAGCAAGACAUCUUACUAGCAAGGUUCUAGAUUCCACGAUGGAGCGCGCACCUUUUAUGGUAAGGUCAUGUUCCCUUCUGCUCCCGUACUCCAGGGAUACUUGCACAGUUUAUUCUGCAUAAAGCACUAACAUAAAUCCCAACUUUGGUGGUAGAAAGCAUGGAGUUUAUUGCUCCAGAGCAGCAUGGGAAAAGAAACUCUGGACCAACUCUGCAAAUAGGCACUGCAGUUGCAAUGUCAACACCAGAGGAAAGUACUCUCAGUGCUGGCAUUUGACUCCAGAGGGCAGAGGGCAGGGAAAUCAUCUAAGCAACAAAUAAGAAAACAGUUGCAUUGUAUGGAGAGCUCCUGACAGGGUCCAGAGUGGCUGAAUUUCCCAGUGCCUACCAGGAGAACAGGACUCAGAGCUGCUUGGUACACCAAAAUAUCUUGUGAGCAGGCACAACAGUGUUAAAACAUGACACCUCUAACUACUGAAAGAGUGGAACCAGGAUCUACAACCCACGCAUCAUUACAGAAGGCUAUGUUAUGCUCUUGGAUACAUUGGAUUUCCCCACUUCUGCCUUGAGAAGUUCUGAAAUAGAGAAGCACUACUGCUCAGAAUUCUAGUGCCAAAUCAUGCCGGACUGCUUGUGCAACAAUCUUGCCUUUGGCUAAGAUGCAACAGCUAAAGUGCCUUUUAUAUUGAUCGUUUUGAAAUGGUGGAGAAGGUUCAUUUUUGUUGGAGUCUUGCUCUCCCAGCAAUGAGAAAUCCUAUCCCAACAAUGCCAAAGGGGAAGUCCGUUCACCUGUCCUCCUCCUCAUAACACAAGGACUCAGGAAGUCCCCCCAAAAUCACCUGUCUUCAGCUUCUGGAUGUGCCUAACUUUCCCCCUCCUGUUUACAUUUAUUGUAAGCAAUGCUCUCAGCCAUUUUCAUCUUUUGUAUUGUGCUGCUCAAGACAAAUGAAACAUUCCUGUCCUGGGGCACAGAAGAAAUGUUCUAUGCCAAUUGUGCUGAAAGGAAUUCACCCUUCUUCCUGGGUUGGUCUGAGGACAUCAAAUGAGCAGGACGUGUCAUUGCUGCAAAGACCGAUGUCCAGGGAAUGCAAGAAAUGGCAUCAACUUGGAGGUGGUGAAGACACUGCUCUAUUUGGAGUCUUGAACCUCAAAUGUGCUGAAACUCAGGAGUCGCCUCUCUCCAUCCACCAGCUAGAGGAAGGCCCAUCUUCUUGCCUGGGAGAGGGGAGGCAGGGGGUUUGCAGCUUCCCUCUUAGCGACUGGCAUGCUUUAUGUGUCUCGAGCCUUCCACAUGGCAUGGUGGAAUAUGCUUGCAGAAUGGCUAUAGCAUCCAUUCAACUGAGUAUCUUGUGUUAUGCUACUCUGGAAAAAGAAGUCCAGGCUAAGACGUUCUUGGUGGGAGGAGAUGCACUAAACCAUAUGAGGCAAGUUGUCAAGACUUAAAUAUUUAGGACUUUCCAGAUGGUUCUUAUUAAGUUUUAAAUGUUUCCCAUUGUGAUUCUAAUUCCUGUGCCUCAGUUCCUGUAUCUGAAUCCUUUCUGAAUAUGGCUCUGUCCCAAAGGUUACAUUCCUCCACCCCAAUUUCAGAACUCAUUCACAUUCUUAAUAAAGUUGUCUGUGGAGUACAGCCUGCCA
Messenger RNA from Varanus komodoensis (Komodo dragon), 3837 nucleotides. It is a transcript of the gene MARVELD1, whose product is annotated as MARVEL domain containing 1. Lineage: Eukaryota; Metazoa; Chordata; Lepidosauria; Squamata; Varanidae. Gene Ontology annotation, cellular component: membrane. Gene Ontology annotation, molecular function: structural constituent of myelin sheath. Bases 142 to 669 code for a protein of 175 amino acids. The transcript has 2 exons. Gene Ontology annotation, biological process: myelination. The record is from RefSeq and is a predicted model, not a curated record.